This is a messenger RNA of Rhizoctonia solani, 2643 nucleotides long. Its product is annotated as DNA replication ATP-dependent helicase Dna2. Gene Ontology annotation, biological process: replication fork reversal. NCBI's taxonomy places the organism in Eukaryota, Fungi, Basidiomycota, Agaricomycetes, Cantharellales, Ceratobasidiaceae. The coding region runs from base 1 to 2643 and encodes 880 amino acids. Gene Ontology annotation, cellular component: cytoplasm. The record is from RefSeq and is a predicted model, not a curated record. The transcript is spliced from 10 exons. Gene Ontology annotation, molecular function: helicase activity; 5'-flap endonuclease activity.
AUGGAGUGCAGCUUGGGGACUCAAGGGAAAAUUGACGCUGCUGUGGAGGCGGUGGCCGAGGACCCUCCCUUGAAAACGGCUACCAGUGGGCUUGGUAAGAGUAUUUCAACUGGCUCCGUGCCUCCACCUGGCCCCAAGCUAGUGUCAAACGCUGCUGCCCGAAGUAAAUCAAGUGCUGGGCCAGGAUACACUACCGGGAAAUCCGAGCUGACGCCUUCAGCAUUCACCAAAAACCGAACGAAAGGCGUAACGAAAGGAUUAGCCGAUGCGAUUAAACGUGGUAUGGCCGAAAACUCGGGCGCGACUGGAACCUCCUGGACCAUGCCUUUCGAAAUCAAAACAGGCCGCACUGUUGGAGGUAUGGAACAUCGCGCACAAACUAUGCUUUACACCUUGCUUAUCGCUGAGAGAUACGGCGUCCAGACACCAACUGGCAUUUUGUAUUACACACAAAAAGACGAAAUUAUUCAAGUCCAUCCAGCGCGCAAUGAAAUUAGAGGACUAAUGGUCGGACGCAAUGAGCUGGCUGCCAGUAUCAUGUACCACCGCGAAUUGAAGGUAUCUGAAACCUCCAAUCCCCAUACCCCAGCGACGCCCCCGACUCAACCUCCAACUCAACUCGAAUUGGCCAGCUCUAAAGACGAAAUAUUUCUCCCUCCACCCAUCGAUGAAAACUACCAAUGCUCAAAAUGCUACGUCAAGGAUGCAUGCGUCUUGUACCGAGCUGCAGUUGAGCGAAUGCCGCCAUCGACCGUACCUCAACUUGCAGACAAGGCUGAUCACCUUACGUCUUCUCAAAAAGAGUUCUUUGCUCAUUGGGAAACCCUCAUCGCGCUCGAGGAACAAGACAUGGUUCGCUUCAGGAAAGAGCUUUGGACUAUGCGAGCCGAGGAGCGCGAAAAAAACGGACGGUGUUUUGCUCGAAUGGUACCUGGUCCUGGAGUAAAAAGGGAUGGCAAAUUCGUCUAUGAGUUCACUCGGGCUCCUAAACCCAAAAACUCACCCGAGGAUUUACCCGAACCAGUCCUUGACUUGACGAUGAGCCCCUCAACUCCCAAAAAGAACCCUAGGUCAUCGCCUAUCAUCGACCUAACUAGUUCGCCCGUCCCUCAGUACCAAAUGGGAGAUCGACUUGAAUACUCCUUUGGGUCAGUUGAUUCCCUACUCAAUGGUCAUAUCAUCAAAGGGGAUGCGGUUACCAUUUCGAUCGACCCUACCUUACUGGCAUUUGCUCGUGGAUAUGUGCUUGAUAUUAGCACAAGGGCCCUAACGGUGGCUUUUGAUCAGGAACUUCCCCUUGAGGGUGUCGCAAUACGCAAACAUUCAAAAUCAAAGACAGGACCAGCCGAAUUCAGAAUUGACAAGGAUGAUUACUCUGGUGGCAUGGCUAAAUUGCGAUCCAAUCUCGCGGCACUAUUCUAUAAACCGGACACUAUUUUGCUGAAGCUAUUAGAGGUGGAAUUCGAUGUAUUGCGACUGGGGAAUGUUGAUAAGGUUCACAUAGAAGCUCGCAAGUUUGCGUUGGGUGCAAAAGAGGUACCCGAGACUCUUGAAGCGUUGGAGCGACAAUUGUUGAGGCCACCUGUAGUAGCCACACUUGCCUUUCGAUUGACCAUUGAUGAGGCCUCCCAGAUCACCUUGCCAUCGUGUUUGGGACCACUACGAUUCGCUGAGAAAUUUGUUUUAGUGGGCGAUCAUUUUCAACUCCCCCCGCUAGUCAAGAGCAAAGACGCGCGGGAGGGUGGCAUGGAUAUCUCUCUCUUCCGCAGGCUCUCAGAUACCCAUCCGGAGGCUGUUAUCGAUCUGGCUUUGCAAUAUCGCAUGAAUGCAGAGAUCAUGACUUUAUCAAACAAACUCAUUUAUAGUGACCGACUCCAGUGCGGAAGCGAGAAAGUUGCAACUCAAGCGCUCUACCUUCCUCAUCCAUCAGCUGGCCUGGCCUGGCAUGUUUCGUGUGGGGGUGGGCCUAACAGCCAGUGCUGGCUUAAUUCACUUAUUGAUCCGACCUGCAAAGUACGUUUCGUCGAUACCGAUGAUCUUCCGGCCCGCAAUACAAUAGUUGGAUCUCUUGUGCAAAACGAGAUUGAAGCGCAAUUGGUUUUACAAACGAUUGAGGCUUUGUCAAAAAGUGGUGUCAAAUCCGCUCAAAUAGGAGUCAUUUCGCCAUACCGGCAGCAGAUCAAACUACUGUCACAUAUGCUUCAGGAGCACUCUGAAGUCGAAAUAUUGACUGCAGACCGCAGUCAAGGGCGAGAUAAGGAUUGUAUAAUAAUAUCCAUGGUCCGUUCAAAUGAGGAUGGAAACAUUGGCGAUCUGCUGAAAGACUGGCGCCGACUCAAUGUUUCUUUUACACGAGCACGUUCGAAACUUAUAAUCUUUGGGUCCAGGGGAACUCUGAAAUGCGACAACCUACUCAAACAAUUUUUUGACCUAGUUGACGAAAAAGGAUGGUAUAUGUGCCUUCCUAAGGACGCUCAUCUAAUGCAUGAUUUCUCCAAAACCCAUGGCAAAAGGAUGCCGUUAGGAUCCUCGGGUGAUUCAGAAUUAACAGAUUCCACGCCGGUCAAACGAGCUCGCGUUUCAUCAGGAAUACUGAAAGGCCGACCUCUACUUCAAGACAUUAUCGUCAUUGAUGAUGACUAG